UAGUGAGUCAUUCACAAACGGAACAUCUUGUGAUCAGACGAGAAUACAACAGCGCAGCGCUCAAAGCGGUCACUCCAAAAAUAAAAAAAACAUGUCUGAACCACGAGCCUUCAAGAAUCCCUAUCCAGAUUUCACUGGGCCUGGAUGUGCACAAGACCUGUUUGACAUGCAGGGAAAUUUGACCCAGCAUUUUGCCAGCCGUAUAAGCAGUAAGAUCAGUGAGCUUCUAGCGGUUAUGGAGAACGGACUGAAGAACGCUGACCCCAGAGACUGUACUGGCUACACUGGCUGGGCAGGCAUUGCCCUGCUUUACCUGCAUCUCCACAGUGUGUUUGGAGACUCCUCUCUUCUCCUGAAGGCUCUGGACUAUGUCAGCUACAGUCUGAGGAGUUUAACUCAGCGCUGGGUGACCUUCCUGUGUGGGGAUGCAGGGCCGCUGGCUGUAGCGGCGGUGGUCUAUCAUCGACUCCAGAAACCUCAUGAGGCUGAGGAGUGUGUGAACAGGCUGUUGCAUUUUCACCAGGCAGUAGUGCAGGGGAUAGGCAGGCUUCCUGAUGAGCUGCUCUAUGGUAGAGUGGGCUACCUUUACUCCCUCAUCUUCAUUAACCAGCAAUUUCAGCAGGAGAAGAUCCCCAUCCAAUACAUUCAACAGAUUUGUGAUGCUGUGCUGGCUUCAGGGCAAACCCUGUCUCAGAGGAACAAGAUCCAGGAUCAAACCCCUCUAAUGUAUGAGUGGUAUCAGGAGGAGUAUGUGGGUGCCGCUCAUGGACUGUCGGGGAUCUACUACUACCUGAUGCAGCCUGGUUUUGUUGUUGGUCAGGACAGGGUUUCCUAUCUAGUCAAACCCAGUGUGAACUACAUGUGUCAGCUGAAGUUUUCAUCGGGCAAUUACCCACCAUGUGUCGGGGAUUCUCGGGAUCUUCUGGUGCACUGGUGUCACGGCUCUCCUGGAGUUAUCUACAUGUUGAUACAGGCUUUUAAGAUAAUCAAAUACCCCACUGUUUAUCUUAUUCUAGGAAUGGCAGGCACGAUUUAUUUCCUGGCUGACUUGCUGCAACCAGCUAAAGCCAAGUUCCCUGCUUUUGAGGUGUAAAGUCUGUUCCAGAUGACUGAGCUUUUUUGCUUAAGCUUCCUUGGAAGAACGCGUCCUCUGUUGGUGGAAUAGUACUGUCUCACUCUGCAUGUGCAUCUGCUUGCCCGCGGGUCUUACCCAAUUCACACAAAGUUUUAUGAGAGGUCCUGUACAUGUGAAGAACAGCAUACCAGAGAGUUUUUUUUUUUUUCAUGUCAGUGAAAGGUGGAAAGGAAUCAGGCUGUAUAGAUGAGGGUCAAUUUGGAACCAUAAAGGGAAGCCGUUUUAAUUAAUUCAAUAUGCUUAACAGAUUGCACUGAUUUUGUUUGUGAACUUUUAAUGUUACGUGUUUGUUAGUAUUAUUUUAGUUAAUAUGACUCAUUAAAAAUGAAUUAUUGUGAUGUAUAAGUUAGGAAAUAUUCGGAUAUGACAGCAAGGUAAAGUUUAACAUCUUUGAAUUUUUAAGUGACUGCUGUAAGUUAACACUAAAAUACAGUGUUGAUACGCUUUCUGUAACAUUAA
This is a messenger RNA of Sinocyclocheilus rhinocerous, 1594 nucleotides long. Its product is annotated as lanC-like protein 1. Gene Ontology annotation, cellular component: plasma membrane. The coding region runs from base 92 to 1093 and encodes 333 amino acids. Gene Ontology annotation, biological process: carbohydrate metabolic process; peptide modification. Lineage: Eukaryota; Metazoa; Chordata; Actinopteri; Cypriniformes; Cyprinidae. The transcript has 9 exons. The record is from RefSeq and is a predicted model, not a curated record.